Messenger RNA from Rodentolepis nana, 876 nucleotides. The record is from the annotation of a GenBank genome assembly. NCBI's taxonomy places the organism in Eukaryota, Metazoa, Platyhelminthes, Cestoda, Cyclophyllidea, Hymenolepididae.
UUUUUUUCACAUCUUAGAAACACUCUUCUGUUCCCCCUCCCUAUCGACUUUAUUUUUUUUACACUUCUCCUUCCCCUCUUUCUAGAUAUUCAGUUUUGGCGUUCGCGAGAUAACUUCGAGGGUCUCUCACUGCGUUCGGUCCUUUUCAAUAUAUUCCAAUCGGUGAUUGUUGUGCUCUACGUGCUUGACAAUGAUACAAACUUUAUGGUGAAGGUCUCUGUGUGUAUUGGACUGGCGAUUGAAAUCUGGAAGAUUCAUAAGGUUUUCAAGAUUCAGUUUGAUCACGAGAAUAAGCUCUUUGGCGUCAUUCCUCGUCCAUCCUUCGAAUGGCAAGAAAGCUACACUGAGUCGGAGACUAAAAUCUACGACCAGAUGGCAUUUAAAUACCUUUCAUGGGCCCUCUUUCCACUUCUCAUUGCCUAUGCCGGCUAUUCAUUGGUAUAUGAAGAACAUCGUGGUUGGUAUUCGUGGAUUCUUUCCAUGCUUUAUGGAUUCCUGCUCACAUUCAGUUUCAUUGCAAUGACACCCCAAUUGUUCAUCAACUAUAAACUCAAGUCAGUUGCUCAUCUGCCAUGGCGUAUGAUGACCUAUAAGGCACUCAAUACGUUCAUUGAUGAUCUCUUUGCUUUCGUUAUCAAAACACCCACACUUUAUCGUAUUGGCUGCUUCCGUGAUGAUAUUAUUUUCUUCAUCUAUCUCUAUCAACGUUGGAUCUACCGCAUUGAUCCAUCACGAGUGAAUGAGUUCGGUGUGAGCAAGGAAAUGUUGGAAAAUGCGGAAGGGGUCAAAUCAAUCGAGUCGACAAAGACGACGGAGGCCAUUGAAGACAAGACUGGGAGUGACCGCCUGCCAUUUGAUAUAAAUAAUCGCUCUUAA